UAUUCUCUCCAAUUUUGUGUUUCUCUAUUUUCCUUGAUCAUCAACGUUUACAAGCAAAGAUCAUAGGAAAAUGGAGCAGUACGAAGACGAAGUUGGAGUCAAAAUCUACAAUACGAAUAACCCACAAGAUGAAUCUUCUCAAUUCCCAUCUUCUCCACAACAAUCAACAUUGCCAACACGUGAACAUGGUCGCAAACGACGUGCAAUGGCAAAAGGAGUACAAAAAACUCUAUCAAAGACAUCUAUGUUAGCCAACUUUUUACCAACCGGAACAUUACUAACAUUUGAAAUGAUAAUUCCAUCUGUUACUGGUGAUGGUGUAUGUACACCAGUGAAAACCAUGAUGAUUCUGGUAUUAUUGUGUCUUUGUUGUGCUUCUUGUUUCUUUUUUCAUUUUACAGAUAGUUUCAAAGGACCAGAUGGGAAAGUUUACUAUGGGUUUGUUACUCCAAGAGGAUUGGCUGUAUUCAAAUCGGACCUUGGAGUUGAAACUCCAAAAGAUGAAAGAUAUAAGUUGGGGUUCUCGGAUUUCGUUCAUGCACUCAUGUCUGUGAUGGUGUUUCUCUCUAUUGUUUGUUCUGAUCAUAGAGUUACUAAUUGUUUGUUGAAACAUCAUGUUAAGGAAAUGGACGAAGUUAUGGAGAGUUUUCCAUUGAUGGUGGGUAUCAUUUGCAGUGCUCUGUAUCUAGUUUUUCCGACCACUCGUUAUGGAAUAGGAUGCAUGGCUACAUGAAGUGGAAGGGAUUUGACUCAUUUGAUUAUUGUUGUAAUAAACACCUGGUUGUUCAGGGUAGGAUAUGGAUGUACGUUUACAUGUUCUUAAUGUUGUAUUAUGUACUUCUAGUAUAGUGUCUCUGAUUUACGAGACCAUAAAUAAAACAGAUCUGACAUGAGUUCUCUUCUUA
Messenger RNA from Papaver somniferum (opium poppy), 905 nucleotides. Its product is annotated as protein DMP8-like. NCBI's taxonomy places the organism in Eukaryota, Viridiplantae, Streptophyta, Magnoliopsida, Ranunculales, Papaveraceae. Bases 71 to 733 code for a protein of 220 amino acids. The record is from RefSeq and is a predicted model, not a curated record. The transcript has a single exon. Gene Ontology annotation, biological process: endomembrane system organization.